This is a messenger RNA of Hansenula ciferrii, 1635 nucleotides long. RefSeq lists its product as uncharacterized. NCBI's taxonomy places the organism in Eukaryota, Fungi, Ascomycota, Saccharomycetes, Phaffomycetales, Wickerhamomycetaceae. The transcript has a single exon. The coding region runs from base 1 to 1635 and encodes 544 amino acids. The record is from RefSeq and is a predicted model, not a curated record.
AUGCCACCGAAAAAAUCAAAACGCUCUUCAAAUGAUAUGCAUUCUCAAACUUAUUACUUAUCAAAUACUCCCCUAUACAAUUAUUACCCACCACCAGAUCAACACAAAUAUAUCCCAAAUUAUAAUCAAUCCAUAUCAAACCAAGCACCACUAAUGACUGCUCAUGAAGAAGCUGAAAAGGGUGCUUUCUUAUUACAAUCCUUGAAAGGAACACAACAAGAAAACCAAUUACCACCAGGUCAAAAUCAAACAACUAAUAAUAAUCAUUUCCCAUUGAAGAAAAAAUUAAAUAAUCAAAAUCAAAAGGUUUUUAUACAUAGAAUUGGUAGAGAUUCAUUAAAAUUAAAUCAUAUUGAAAGUAAUCAAAGAAAUAAUCAAUCAGAUGAUAAAAAUCAUCAAAAAAGAGAAAUUUAUGAUUUCCCUGUUAAACCUAAACCCCCAACAGAUGUAAAUGAAUUAAAUAAUCAAAUUUAUCAAUAUGAUGAAAGCAAACCAAAUACAAAAUUUUCAAACGCUGAUAUUAUAUUUGCAAAUGGUAAUAAUAGAGAAAAAAGAAGAAUUGAAUUAUUUGAAAAUUAUAGUGAAUUAUAUAAAUUUAAAGAAUUUAAAAGAAAAUCAUUAUUUGAAGAACAAUCUCAACUUUUACAGAAAAAUAUUGAUUAUUUAAAUAAACCAAAUAAUUUUAAUACUGAAAUAAGUGAUUUACCUUCCCAGGGUAAGAAAACUCCAUUAAUUAUAAGAAAUUUAUUUGAAAAAGAAACUGAUAUUAUUGAAACUAGGGAUUAUGAAUUAACAAGAUUAAGAUAUUGGAGACGUUACAAGAGAAAUGAAAAUAUUAAAAAUUAUUAUAAACAAUCAUUAUCUUUACACCAGGGUUAUACGGAUGAUGUUAUUGAUAAAUUAGAAAAAUUGAAAAAUUUCUUAUUAAAACAGAAAACAAUGUUGAAAAAUUUAGAUAAAGAUUUAUUAGAUAUUAAUUCUAAUAGAUCUGAGAAAUUUUAUUCAGGUUUUAAAUCAAAUGAAUCGGGGACAGGUUCAAUAGAUAUAAAUUCUGAUCAUGAUCAAAAUCAAAAUGGGAACGGGAAUGGUUCAAAUCAUGGUAUUAAUGGAAUUCAAAAUUCUUCAAGAUCAACACCAGAACAAGAAUCAUUAUCAAACAUAGAAAGUUCAGAAACUGAUACCCAAAGUUUAUUAUCAACCAACACCAACACCAAACCCAAAAAACCAUCACAAUCACGUAAAAAAAUAACAAAACCUAAUAAAAAACUUCAAUCAAAACAAUCCAAAAAUCAAUCAAUAAUCCUUACUUCAAUCUUGGAAGGUUUUGCACCAUUAUUAACAAAUGAAGAGUUCCAAAUCAUAACAAAUGAUGAAUCACGUUCUUCCAAACCAUCAUCAUCAUCAAAUUUAACUCUAGGACUGGGAUUAGGAUCAGAUACAGAACAUGGUGAAGAAUCAGGGACAGGUCGUACAACAACUUCAUCAAGAGCUGUAAGAGAGGCAAGAGAUCGUGAAGGUUAUAAAGAUGGGAAUGCUGCUACGUUGAAUAAGAUUAUGAAACAGUAUACUAGUCCUAAUGAAUUGGAUGAAUUGGAGAUUGAAUCUGAUUUGAAAAUCUUGAGAAGUGGGAAAUGA